Phanerochaete carnosa HHB-10118-sp is the source of this 7014-nucleotide messenger RNA. RefSeq lists its product as uncharacterized. Gene Ontology annotation, biological process: protein phosphorylation; phosphorelay signal transduction system. The transcript has 41 exons. The record is from RefSeq and is a predicted model, not a curated record. Gene Ontology annotation, molecular function: phosphorelay sensor kinase activity; protein binding; ATP binding. The coding region runs from base 1 to 7014 and encodes 2337 amino acids. Lineage: Eukaryota; Fungi; Basidiomycota; Agaricomycetes; Polyporales; Phanerochaetaceae.
AUGCGCAGAAAGUAUGCUUACCCAGCCCUACCUAACCUCUUCUUCAGAGAUGGCGUCCUUUCCGUGCCCGGCUAUACGUUCGAGAAGGCCGUACCAUGGGAGGACACCGGCAGCACGACUCAGCUCGCAGAGGGAAUGAGUCUUAAGGAUGGCUCUAGCGUCCUCGCCAAGAUUGCCUCUGCCCAUUCCAACGCUUCGAUGUGCAUCGAACGAGAGGCCCACAUCCUUGCGCGCAUGGCGGGCAACAUUGACAGCUCCAACGUUGUCCUCCGCAUGAUCGACUUUUUCAACAUCUCCAAAGCGAACGGCGACUGCGUCGUCCUCUUGCUCGUCCACCCCGGCCUCAAUCUGCUCGGCCGGUACUUCCCCCCCGCAAAGGUAAAUGAUCUGUUGCUCGCAGACGUGUCGCGUGCGCGGCCGUCCACGUCGCACGGGGAUGUGUACAUGACCGGCAUCGAAGAGAUGGACAUGGUCGAGGAUAUCGAGCCCGUGGAAGUCAUGGAUCUGGCAUCAUUCCUAGAAUUUGGGAUCAUCCACCGAGAAGUACGCGCCAACGCUUUUCAUCUCAACGCGCACAGUGGUCUUGUGCGGCUCGUGCACUUUGGCAAUCGUGCCGUCUCGCUAGAACAGUUUGGUGUUCCCUCAACGUUGGUGCUCCGGUCGGACGCGAUGGGAGAAGCCAAAAAGCUAAAGGUUAAGGAAGCUCUAUGCUAUCUUGCUCCCGAGCAGACCGGGGGUAUGGAAUCGACAACAGAGGACCAGAGAACAGAUCUAUACUCGUUGGGCACCCUCUUCUGGACGCUACUUGUUGGUCGGGGCACGCUGCCUUUUGAGGGCGGUCCAACAGAACUCCUACAUGCAAUUGUUCAGAAGCGCCCGAUGCCCGUACACGAAGUGCGGAGAGACGUGCCCCAAGUGCUCGCUCUCAUCAUCGACAAACUUCUUGCGAAAUCGCCAGACGCGCGGUACCACAGUGCAAGCGGUCUUAAAACCGAUCUUCUGCAGUGUCAACGCUUGCUACUGAAUUCGGUGACUCUUGUGACAGAGCAAGUCUCGACAGAACUUAUACCCAUCUUCGAGAUCGGCACGCAGGAUCGGUACACCGAGUUCACGAUCCCAUCACCUCUCUUCGGCCGCGAGAAAGAGUUAGACACCAUUCGAAACGUCAUCCGUCAUGCAUCGACAAACUACUCACGCCAUCUGGGUACAUCGAAUAGCUCGGUCAUCAUCAGCUCAUCGAGCCAUGGUACAGGCACACAAGCGGACGAUCGCUCCUCCACGAGCUCAUCCAGAAGCGAGACCAUGGUGUCGCCGAAUGGGAGUGUAAACGCGCCAACGCCGAUGUAUCUUUCGUCCAGCUUCCCGCCGAACUUUACGAACAGGAACGAGAUCGCCAAUGGGUCUGCAGGGAGCCCCAGCGCGUCGGAAUCACAGGGUCCGCCGUUACUUCGUUCGAGAGAGAAGCUUUCGCUGAGUCCUGCGGUACUAGGCAGCGAUGGGCUGAGACGCGCUGCGUUGGGACCCUCGUCGCGCCGUGCACGCACGCACGCGGUCAUUGUUGUGGGUCCACCUGGAGCGGGGAAGAGUUCGUUGGUCUUGGCUAACCAGGCACGAUGGAGAUCCCACGGUCUCUGGGGCCAGUGCAAGUUCCAGGAUAGCGAAGUAUCUCCCUUCGCGUCCCUGCUGUCCUGCCUGUCGUCCGUCCUGCGACAGCUGAUCGUCUUCCACACGGACCUCCACCGGUUCGUGACGGCACUCCGAGCACGGCUCGGCCCACAGCUGCAGAACGUGCCACUACUGUACCAGGGCGUGCCCGAGCUCAAGGACAUCCUCCUGCUAUUCGACAUCAGCCUGGACACCCCGCAGGAAGCGCUUGAGACUCACGAGCUCAGGGCGCGGUUCGAGAGCCUCGUCGAGAGCAUGUUCGCUGUGCUAGCCGAAACGAGACUGUUUGCGCUGUUCUUGGACGACUUACAGGACGCAUCGAGCUCGUCAUUGGAUCUCAUUCGCGCGCUAAUUAACUCGAGAAGUCGCCUGUUGAUAUUCGCGACGGUCCGCAUAGAUACACCGGAGGUGCUUGAGAGACUGAAGCCGAUGUUCAAUAAUCGCUCCGCAACGUGGAUCCACUUAGAGCCUCUCAGCUUUUCAGCUGUGUCCUCCCUCGUCUCUCGCACGCUUCGUCGAUCCAAGGAGGAUUGUCAGCCGCUCUCACGGAUAGUUCACGCGGCAUCGCUCGGCAACCCGUUCUCUGUACGGAACAUGCUUGCGACAUUACAGCGUCAACACUUCAUCACAUAUAGCUGGGAGAAGAAUCACUGGGAGUAUGAGAUCGAACCCAUCGAGAAGAGUUUGGCGCAGAAGAAGAACGACUUGAAUCCGAACGACUUGUCGUUCCUCAUCGCGCAGCUACAUGAGCUUGACGAGGACGCGAAGAAAUACCUCGUCUGGGCAUCGUUCUUCGGAUCAACGUUUAAGGUCACCGAAGUCGCAUUCAUGAUGGACUGGGAGGACUCGAAUGGGAGCAGCAGCGAGGACGACACCGACGGCUUGUCAAAUGUCACUAGGGCUGUCUCGCAGAUGGGCGCGAGCGAGACUUCGUCGAGCACGACGCGCGGCUCGAUGCGCGGGCUGCAGCUCGCGAUCCAGGAGGGCUGGCUCGUUCAGCGCGCGCGCGACAUGUGCAGCUUCGCGCACGACAGGUACCGGCAGGCCGCGCAGGCGGAGGCGGCGACCCUCCCUGAGGGCUCGGUCGCGAAGAUGUCGUUCAGGAUUAUCAUGAUGAUGAUGCAUGAACCCAUACCUGACAUUUACCGGAUCGCGGAGCAUGCUAAACAGUGUCUGCCGCUGUUGCGAGAGCAUCAGCGUAGAGACGAGUUAUUGGACCUUUCUAUUGAUGCGGGCGAUUCUGCGAGAGCACGGGGUGCGCAUGAGUUGGCGCUCCAGGCGUACCUCAACGCGAUAUCUCUCCUCGACGAUGACCCGUGGAGGUCACAUCCGGGAAGGACAAUGACUUUGUACCUCAAGCUCGCGGAGCUCUCGACAUGGAGAGGCGACUACGCCAACUCCGACUUUUACAUUGCGGAAUGCAUGACACGCUCGAAUGAGCCCGAGAACAAGGCGCAGAUCCUCCGCAUCCGAUCGCGCAAUUACUUCAUGCGUGGGAACUACACCGAGGCGCUACGAGACACGAUCAACGGCCUGCAUCUGCUCGGCGUGGACGUGAACCCGACGCCGUCACGGCGCGAGGCGGAUCAGAUGUUCGAGGACGUGAAAAAUGAGAUCCUCGCGGUCGGGUUUGAGGAAAUCCUCGCAAUCCCAAGGGCGCGCGACCCGCGCACGGACAUGGCAAUCUCCCUGCUGAACGAUGCGGGUGCGAAUGCGUACUGGAGCGCUGGCGAGGGGUUUGCAGAUAUCAUUGGCUUGACGACGAUACGGCUUGCACUGAGAGCUGGGAUGUGUCCGGGCACUGCGCUGGGAUUCUUCUGGGCUCUUGGCGCCGCUGCAGAAAGGAGGGAGCUUUACAGAUUCUCUGCUGAUCUCGGUAAGCUGGCGCUGCACCUUGCGGACCAGUAUGGGUCUAGCCAUGAGAAAUGCCGUGCGCUACUCCUCUUCUGCCCACUCGUGUCGGGAUACGACAGUGCUCAUUUUCGGACCAACGUUCCCCGCCUAGAACAAGCGUUGAAGUUCGGCCAGAGCGCGGGCGACAGGCUCUAUUGCAGCUUCUCAAGCCUUCAUCUCAUCCAAUGUCGCCUCUUCAUUUGCGAUCACCUGAGCGAGCUGCUACCUGCGGCUGAGGAGUCUCUCAGCGAUGUCACUCUGUGGUCUCAGAACAGUGACCUUAUCGUCUUUUGUCAAGUGCAUCUGAACACCGUUCGCGCGUACGCCGGAAUGACGGACGCCACCUCGCCCGACACCAUAUUUGAAACAGCCGAUUUUAACGAGAAGGAAUUCUUGGCGCUCAGCGAAGUGCAGUCCGGCAACUUCGUCCUUGUGAUGAACUGGUAUAAUGCUUUCAAGGUGGCUUCGCUGUAUUGCCUUGGUUUCCAUGAGGCAGCCGCAGAGUUGGGUUUUUUUGUCUACGAGACACGCGACAAGCACCCAAACCAUCGACAUUCGCGCUACGGACUGUUCUUCCACAGCUUGGCGCUGACCUCUUGCAUCCGUAAGGCCGACCUGAACGCGGAACAAUACGGUCGCUACAUGCGCCAGAUCGACGCCAACCAGAGCUAUAUCAGGAAGUGGCUGUCGUCGAGUCCGGUAAACAACAGCACAUGGGUUGCUCUCGUGGAUGCGGAGAUGGCUUCUCUUCUCAACAGUCCGGAUGCAUUCAAGCUCUAUGACGUAGCGGUGAGACUGGCUGUCAACAACGACUGGCUCCUUGAGGAAGGCUGGGCCCUGUUCCUCCAGGGAAGUCAUUUUAUCCGGUGUGGAGUGGAGGGGCUCGGUGCAGAGCUACAGCGUCGUGGGACAUCCCGGCAAUCGCAGUGGGGAGCGAGGGGCAUUGCCGAUUAUAUGUCGACCUUGCUCGACAAUCGGUCGCCACUCUCUUUGAAGCGCCAUAUCUUCUCGACUGAUGCCGCAGUGCAAACGGACACGGUCAUGGUCAGCACGAACCCGCCGCUCGUGGACGACGAGGAUAUUUUCCCUCAGACAAUCAAGACGAGCUCUACGGAUGAAGACGUGAUCAACAAGCUGACUGCUGCGGAUCUUGCGUCGAUCCUCAAGUGGAGUCGAGAGAUAUCCAGAGACAUUAACUUGUCUCUCGCGUUGCAGCGACUCACUGAGAUUGUGACUGAGAACUCUGGGAGCCAGACUACGUGCGUUGUCAUCGCACGAGAAGCAGGAGACUACACUGUCGCUACAAGUAUGACACCCCCAGAGGCCUGUCAAGUACAUGAGAAUCCUAUACCCGUCCGGGCGAUGCAAGACCCGCUUCAGAGAGCCGUCAUCCAACAUGCGCUCAACACGAAAACAAGACUUUAUCUGGAGGAUGUUUCGGCUGAGCCACGGUUUUCAUCCGAAGCACGGGAGAGUAUCCAUCGGUCGAUCAUCUGUCUCCCUAUCUUCAGCAACCGUGGACAGACAUUCGGUGCCGUCUACCUGGCGUCGAAGUACGCGUUCUCUCUGAACACAGUCACUGUGCUUAGCCUGCUGUGCGAGCAAGCCAGCGUAGGCAUAUCCAACGCACUCCUUUUCCGAUCUGUUCAGGCUGGUACUCGCGAGAAUCUGAAGAUGAUUGCUGCGCAGAAGGAAGCCCUGGAGGCCGCGCGAAAGAGCCGAGAAGAUGCGCUGAAGGCUACCAAGAUCAAGAGUAAUUUCCUGGCAUCCAUGAGCCACGAGCUGCGCACUCCUUUCAGCUCGUUCUAUGGCCUGCUGGACAUCUUGACUGGGACCGAGCUGAACGCGGGGCAAAGAGAGAUUGUCACGACUGCCAAGCAAUCGUGUGAGCUGCUGCUCAAGAUCAUCGAUUCGAUCUUGGACUACAGCAAGCUCGAAGCAUCUGCAUUAAAGCUCGAGUUCUCUCCGCUCCCGGUCGAGAAUAUAAUCGCUGACUGCAUGGAGCUUUUACUACCCAUGGCCGCGAAGAAACUAGACCUCUCAUUUGACAUCGAACCUGACGUACCGCCAUGGGUAACCGCCGACUAUGCUCGCAUAAGACAAGUCCUGAUGAAUCUCAUUGGCAAUGCGGUUAAGUUUACUGCCAAUGGAUUCGUUCGAGUCACCUGUACUGUUGAUCGCAGCUCGAUGCCUACCCCUGGAGAGGUUCACUUGAAGUUCGUGAUUCAGGAUACGGGUAUAGGACUAAGCUCUAGCGACGUCGACCUCUUAUUCGUGCCAUUCCAGCAAGCUGACAACUCUUCUACUCGCCGAUUCGGUGGUACAGGGCUGGGACUGUCGAUUUCGCGUCAGCUAGUGAAGCUGAUGGGCGGUGCUAUUGGUGUACAAUCAGAGCUCGGAGUUGGCUCCAUGUUUUGGUUCACCAUCCCUGUCAAGAUCUGCAACGAGCCCGAGUCUCAAGAGGUCAGUGUGCAUGCAUUAACGGCUUCACUCUGGUCAUUGAGCUCAUUGUACUCGCAGGCUUUGGCGGAAAUCGAUCAACUGAAGGCACAGCUUAUGACCCCAUACCCACUGCGGAUUCUAGUUGCAUCUCGGUCUCCGGCAACUCUCUCUCUUCUCAGCACCAUGCUCGGCGGCUUCUUCGUAAGUUCUGUGUCCUCUAUGGAAGAGGCGCAAAACUUCCUCCGCGAGGCCGGCAAUGUCCAUCCUCUCCUGGAUUUCGUUCUCCUCGAUGAACAAUCAGAAACACGCGCGGACGAGUUCUGUCGAUACUUGCACGAGUUCCCGGGCGAUCCAUUCCGAGAUACGAAGAUUAUACAUCUUUACACCCCUACCACCGAUUCUACAGGUCAUUCGACAUUCGCAAAUAACACACCCGGUGUGGUGCGGAUGACAAAGCCUCCGCGGAAAGCAAGGUUGCUGCAGUUGCUGGCAAUCCUCAAGAAUCCAGAGCAGAAGCAAGUCUUCAAGGCUGGUGCUGCUGAUCAGGCAGAUGAACAGCAAGCGCUCGAAGCACGGACGUUGUACGGCAACGUCUUGAUUGCUGAGGACAAUCCCGUCGCACAGAAGCUACUCAUCAAGCAGCUCGAGAGGUUCGAUCUCAACGUUGUUGCCACAUUCAACGGUGAGGAAGCUAUAGCAGAAUGGGAAGCACGGGGACCAGGCUACUUCAGCGUCGCCCUAUUCGAUCACCACAUGCCCGUUUGUGAUGGCGUGGAAGCAUGCAAGCGAAUCCGUAUCCUUGAGAAUAAGCGUCGCGCUCAGACCUUACUUCCGAUCGUUGCUCUAAGUGCGGAUUGCCAAGAAUCUACAAAGCAGCUGUGCUUGAGUGCAGGAAUGAAUUCUUUCCUGAGCAAGCCUCUAAAGAGAAGUGACCUUGUCCAACUGUUAAUCCAGUUUGGGACACCCCCAUCUAUCCGCCUGCAACAAGACACUAUACCUGCCGCUCCUUCGUAA